Molecule: messenger RNA, 408 nt
Organism: Pocillopora meandrina
Lineage: Eukaryota; Metazoa; Cnidaria; Anthozoa; Scleractinia; Pocilloporidae
Source: the annotation of a GenBank genome assembly
UAUCGUCAGGCCAUAAGAGAAUAUAGAGGUGAUGCAAAAGCCAUGUCAAGAGCAACACAUGCCAUUUUGAAGCACUAUUCCAGUACCUCAGAGAAGCCUCCACAUGGGGACUGCCCCACAGGUAGGAACUCAUUGUGCAGUUACAACAGGGAUAUAGUGACCUGGGAAAAGGCACAUGUACCAAUCAAAAAUCCACUUCUGGGAUCUGUGGUUAGGUUGAUGCAACCAAUAUUUAAUCGCCUUGGCUCUGAAGAAUUUCUUGUUGGGUGUGAGAGGUGUCUUGAUCGAAAUAAAAAUGAAUGCUUACACCAUGUUAUCUGGGGUAUGGCCCCUGUGAAGGCAGAAAGAGUAAACAAACAAACAGCUAAACAAAAAAGAGCAGACACACCUGAAGCCAUGUUGGAAUAA